Penicillium nucicola is the source of this 1371-nucleotide messenger RNA. Its product is annotated as FAD-dependent oxidoreductase. The transcript is spliced from 2 exons. Bases 1 to 1371 code for a protein of 456 amino acids. Lineage: Eukaryota; Fungi; Ascomycota; Eurotiomycetes; Eurotiales; Aspergillaceae. Gene Ontology annotation, molecular function: monooxygenase activity; FAD binding. The record is from RefSeq and is a predicted model, not a curated record.
AUGCCUGAAAUCCGCAAGAAUGCAUAUGCCAACAUAAUCAAGCCCCCAAACCAACUCUACUCCAAAUCCCAGUCACUAACAGCACAAUCCCAGGCAAUAGUCAUAGGAAGUGGUCCGGCCGGCCUAGCCGCCGCACUGCGUCUACAAAAGCACAACAAGAUAAGCUGCACAAUCUACGAGCUGCGCCCCGAACCAACAACCCUCGGCGGCGCAAUCGCAAUCUUCUCCAACGGCCUCCGGCUCUUCAACCGACUGGGUAUCUAUGAUGACCUCAUGCGGUGUGGAUAUGCAGGCUCCAUGUUUACGCUUCAUUCUUUGCGUGGCGGUGUGGUGGGCACGCAGGAUUUUGUUGGAUGGGCGAGAGAGAAGACCGGAUUUGGGUAUUUGAGGAUUCGACGAAAUGAUCUUGUGGGUGUUUUGUUGGAGGCUGUGAAGCGGGAGGGGAUUGAAAUAAAGUUUGGGAUGAAGAUGAAGGGGAUUGAAGAGCUGGACGGUGAUGUUGAUGUUGAGGGGAAUGGGGGCGGUGGUGUUAGGGUUUUGUUCGAAGAUGGGUCCAGCGAUACUGCCGACUUGCUGCUUGGAUGUGAUGGAAUUCACUCGCAGGUUCGGAGGGAAGUUGUUGAUCCACUGCAGGAGCCUGAGUAUUCUGGGAUUGCGGGUUCCUUUUCGCUCAUUCCGGCUGCUGAGUUGCCAGCUGGGUCUGCUGACUCUAUGGCUGGGCUGCAUGCUAUGUUAACCGAGGAGGGGAUAUUUCUGAUUAACCCUUGUACGCCUAACAAGGAUGUUGUCAUGUGGAGCUUUUCUCGAGAGGUUGCUCUGCCGACUUCUGGGGAUAUCCGUGAUGGAUGGGAGGAACAUCGCAAGGCUGAGGUUGAAGGGUUCAAGGAUAAUCUUUUGAAGAUUCUGGAGGGUUCUCAUGGGGAGUGGAGUGAGACUGUCAAGAACCUUGUGAGAAAGACUACUGUCAUCAAGUUCCAUCCCAUCUACCGGCUACCUCUUGGUGGUCAGUGGUAUAAAGGCCGGUGCCUUCUGCUUGGUGAUGCCGGCCAUGCCAUGUCCCCUCAUGCUGGACAAGGCGUCUCUAUGGCGCUCGAAGAUGUUUUCCUCCUUUCGCGACUGCUGGAGGACUCGAAUCGCUCACUGCCUGAUGUUUUUGCCAAGUUCGACUACAUUCGUCGACCUCGCGUGAAUGAAGUUUAUUCCCACUCUGCGAAGAAUGCCAACUCAAGGAAGAAAACCGGCCCAUGGGGGCUGUGGAUGAAGGAGACGGCAUGGGGAGUAUACUCAGGUCUCUCCUGGGCAUUUGGAUUGGAUAAAAAAGGAGCCGGACAGAAGCAUUUGGCGUAUGACAUUGAUGAGGCAGAGCUGUGA